UCGUACUAAUAGACGUCCCUAUUUGAGCUCCCUGUGAGAGCUACGCUGUGCGAGCCUUCUUUUGCAGCGAUACUCAUGUGCUUUUAUCUGCCAUGGCCCGUGGGCACCAGAAGAUUCAGUCCCAGCAGAAAAAUGCUAAGAAGCAGGCCGAGCAGAAGAAAAAACAAGGGCAUGAUCAGAAGACUGCUGCCAAAGCGGCCUUAGUGUACACCUGCAGUGUCUGUAUGACACAGAUGCCUGACCCAAAGACGUUCAAGCAGCACUUUGAGAGCAAGCAUCCCAAAUCCCCGAUGCCACCAGAACUGACUGAUGCGAAAGCAUAAGAUGCGUUUUCAGACUAACUUCAAGCCACAAGCCCACCUGUCAACAGCCCUUCACAAAUACCUAGUCUUGCAGCUGUGUUUUCAUGUUGAACUGCUGAGUGGUGUUAACAAAGGAGCUUCGGAUUACUGAGAAUGGCGGGGUGAUUCAGUACAGCCAGUUGGUCGCUUUGCAGUGAUGUUGUGGAACAUGGAUUUCUACCAGAUUUAAAACAUCCCAGUCACUAAGAAAGUUUUACAAGUGUCCCUGUGAAAGUGCUGCAUUCUGCUGUCUUUGCAUGUUACUGGGAUGCCCAUUUCAAGCAGUUGUCCCUUACAGUGGUCAGAUACCUUUUGCGUUCCUUACCAAAAUAAUUAUUGCAUUUUGUGAAAAAUGGCAAGGAAUGUCAUGCUAUGAGAGAAAAGAAACAGUACUGUCACCGUUAGGGAAAUGUGCUGGGCUCCGCAGAUUGUGGAAUAUUUUAUGUUUUCAUGCCAACACACACACAUGGUCUUUCUCCACCAAAUGUAGUUCUAGAAUUCUGCUCAUUAUUUGGAGCCUUUGUUUCAUCAGUAUGUCUUGAAUGUUUUUUUUCCCCCUCAUAACAGUAAUGCAAAGUGGCUACAAAGCCUAUAUAUUUAGCCUGUAACUUUUCUACAAGUAUACACUAUAGUGACGCUGCGUAGUUUUGUAAAAGCAUAAUUUUUACACUUGUUCAUUUUAUGUAAAAUAACAUUAAUAAAGUAAUACUUUGGUACA
Molecule: messenger RNA, 1059 nt
Organism: Polyodon spathula (Mississippi paddlefish)
Lineage: Eukaryota; Metazoa; Chordata; Actinopteri; Acipenseriformes; Polyodontidae
Product: zinc finger protein 706-like
Exons: 4
Coding region: 93-323 (76 amino acids)
Source: RefSeq, a predicted model, not a curated record